AUGCGGUGGCGAUUGAAGGACGCAAUUUGGCGAACGUCGUCCACAUUUAGCCGCAAGGACUCAAAAUCCUCUGCCGACGCGCCUUCACAACCGUCGCAACCGCUCGCGAGAACGACAAUCUCAGAUUGUGCGGUAAAGACCGUGUUUAAGACGCCCGAGCUGCUAGAACUCAUCCUGGUGCAUCUUGACCAGCAAGAGCUGUUGCGUGCGCAGCGAGUCUGCCGACGCUGGAAGGACAUCAUCUGCUCUUCGCUACCUCUCCGGCAAAAGCUCUAUCUCUCGCCCGCCGCCAAGAUCGACGAGAGCAUUCCAGUCGACAACGCGUGGCUGAAGAGCAGGUUUCCCGAUCUUGAAACGUAUCUUCUGCAGGGCAAUCCCAAAUGGAGACCGAAGUUCAUCAAGGCGCUAGGCGCGCAGGACUUUGACAGGCUUGGAGCAGACUUCUUCCUUGACUCCAAUGCCUCCUGGAAGAACAUGCUUCUGACUCAGCCUCCGAUAAAAGAGGUCGUUGUCUACUCGAAUAUCGGGGACAUGUCAAGGCCCGCAUCAAAGCAGAGUCGGCGAGGCGCCGGCCUGCAACUCGAGAAGCAGCGCCAGCCUGAUAUGCCGAGCAUGGAGGAGCUGAUAAAGGCAUCUGUCACGGUGAAGAGCGCGACCGGCGUCACAAUGGGGAUGGUGAUAGACGCUGGCAUAGAGGCCCGAAGACGCGGAGCCGCUGCGGCAAAGAGGCGUAUGUCCGAUCGAAAGGACAGCGGCUACAUCUCACUAGAUGAAAAUCGCGCGGAGGAGAUCGAGGUUUCGGUGGUCGAGGUCACUGACUAG
This is a messenger RNA of Verruconis gallopava, 822 nucleotides long. RefSeq lists its product as uncharacterized. The record is from RefSeq and is a predicted model, not a curated record. Lineage: Eukaryota; Fungi; Ascomycota; Dothideomycetes; Venturiales; Sympoventuriaceae. The transcript is spliced from 2 exons. Gene Ontology annotation, molecular function: protein binding. The coding region runs from base 1 to 822 and encodes 273 amino acids.